GGAGCCAACCCAUUCAGGUUCUCUCAUCUGCCCAAUUUAUGUACUAGUGGUUUUUCUCCCGUAUUUCGUACAAUCUAUUGUUUUGUCAGUUGGAAGUGUGUGUCUGCACACAGAGCUGUUCAGGCCAAAGUACUGGAGGUGCCCUCUCUGGCCAUUGAGAGAUCUCCGCAGAUGUUGUGUUCAGGUUCAUUGUCAUAGAGAUAAGGAAGGGAUUGUGGCUUGCUUAUGUUCCCAAAUGAAAGCUGCAGUUGUCGGGAAGGGUGAGUCCUUUGCCCCACCGAUUUGCCACGUGUGGAGUAUCACAUCCAGGCAGGUCUGGCUGCCUUCUUUCUUCCUGCCCCCUGAGAUCUGACCCAUGAUGCUCAGCCCUUGGUCUCUUCUGGGUCGGCCUGCAAGUGUACAUGUACAUGCUCUGACCUUCCCAGAAGCCAACUCUGCCCUUUGCCUGCCAAGCUGCCAGUUAAGAUCAUCUUCCCAGCGGAGGGGGUUAAACUAAGCUGAAAUUAACUCCUUGGUAGCUCAAGGAUCCUGCUGUGUGUACAUCAAUCGUCAGUACGUGAAUCAUCCAGUAUGACAGAAGCUUUCUCAUUUUCUAUAGAACAGGGGUGGUGAACCUGGGCCAUGCAGGCAUUGCUGGACUACAACUCCCAGCAGCCUCAGCCAGCCUGGCGAGUGAUCAGGGCCAGAUCUGAAGGGCCACAGGAUCACCAUUCCUAAUGUGCAAAAUGACACUGUUGUCUCUGGGGUGUGCACUGCCUUGCCUUCCCUUUCAAGAGUUUGCUCUCUAAAUAAAUAAAGGGUCUGCAUUCGCCAUAAGAUUGUGGGGAAGGAGCAAAACAAUACAAGGAUGUGAACACACUCUCUCUCCGCUUUUUGCCCACUGCAGGGAGCUUUUGGCAUCUUUUGCGCAUGCUUUUAAUUCCCAGAGCCACCCGCUGUCACUCAUCUUUUUUUGUGGUUCCUUUUACGAUUCCUCAGCCGUAGCAGCUGGAGCAAGAAGCAAGGCCUUUUAAUUUCCCCAGAGUCUGCUUCCGCAGGAGGGGGAGAGGGGAGAAUGCAGCGUGCCUGGUUGCUAGCAUCAAUGUCUGCUUAAAGCAGCUUUCCCCAGCCUGGUGCCCUCCAGAUAUUUUGGGCUAGCACCAGCAUCCAAUGGUCCUUGCUGGCUAGGGCUGAUGGGAGAUGUAUCCCAAAGUGUUUGGAGGGCAUCAGCUUAGGGAAAGGCUGCUCUAAAGUCACAUGCCUCUGCACUCAGGCAGUGGUUGUAGCUUCUGAUUGUGCCGCCGGGGCUGAUUUCUAGAAUCAAAGUUGUGCCAGGAGCUGGCCCUUCCUGCUUGCCAGCGGCUGUGUGAGAAGCUCUUCUGCGGUGGUGGCUGAGGAGCUUUUAAGAGCAGCUCUGACAGAACAUCCUGGCUUGUAGACAUCAGAAAGGUGGCCUUGCCUAGUCAGCAGCUGGUUGGUACAUCCCAUCUGGGGUAGUAUCAAAGGGUGGCCAAACUGGUUUGAGAAAUACUUUCUCUUCCGGCCUUGGGCAGUUUGGCACUGAGGAGCAGAGAUUGCCUGUGGCACUUCCCCAAAAAUGCUUUAACUCUUUGCUGAUAGGGGAGGGAAAUACUGCAUCAGUCUGGUGAUGUUGUUUUGACCCCAACUUUUUCUUUUUCUUUUAAGAAGUCUUUUCCCUGAAGUGUGACCUAGUCAAUUUAUGGUAUGAUAACUGCAAAGCUGUAGGAAUGGAGUUUUCGUUUUUUGUUUGUUCAUUCUGUCCUUGUAGUUUUAUCUUUUUUUGCUCUCUUUGUAUACAACACUUUGGUAGCUCCUGGCUAGGAAGUGGUGUAUAAAUCUGCAUUAUUAUGCAUCAACAUCAUCACCAUCAAUGGAGAGAAGUAUGGGAGGCACUUGUGGCCCAGCCUGGCUACUCCUCAGGAAUCCCAGUUUACUAAGAAAAGCUCAAUUUUUCUAUUAGAUGUGAUGUCUCAUUCAGAAUGCUCAAGGCAGCGUAAAGUACCAUAGGACAGGAGUGGUCAACAUGGUGCCGUCCAGAUCAUAGAAUUGUAGAGUUGGAAGGGACCCUGAGGAUCAUUUAAUGCAACCCCCUGCAAUGCAGGAAUAUGCAGCUGUCCCAUAUGGGGAUCGAGCUUGCAACCUUGGCAUUAUCAGCACCAUGCUCUAACCAAUGAGCUGUCUAGGCAUUCGAUGCUAUUGAACUCAUAGGACUGUUGGCCAACCUGACCACUGGGGCUGAAAUUGGGAGUCCAAUAUGUGCAGGACACCACCACCAUGAUGCUGGCUUUCUGUACCAUGACAAUAAAUAGACAAGUAAUGGCAAGGCAGCUAUGAAAGCACAGCCUAUUGUGCCCUCUGGGGCAGCUCUCUGGCCUGGUUUAGGCCUGGCUAUGGUGAGAACCCCCAGAUUGGUCUGCAGCCUCUCUGAUGCAGCGGGCUUGGCUAGUCCCUUGGAGUCAGCUGUUGCUUGGGGAUGGGGGUGCUCCUGCCAUGCCUCUUCCCUUGCAAGCAGUCCUCCCAGCAAAGGCCAGGAGAAAUAAUUUUGUGUGUGUGUGUCUGUGUGGGCAAUGGGUAGCCUGGGAUUGUGGUCUACGGCAAGCCUCCAGGCCAGCUCUGGCUACAUCUCCUCCUUCCAGGCUCCUUUCUGCUCUGGAUCAGGGUCUUGGCUCUUGUGGUGCAUGGCCUGGGAGGGGGCAGGGAGUGCUCAGCCAGUGCUUUGUCAAGCAAUGCAAGGCCUACUCUGGCAUCGUCCUUGGCGUUGUCCUUGGCAUCCCCCACCUUGCCUUUUGCUUGACUCCCAAGAUCACCUGCUUGAGGCUGGUGUUGGCUUUCCCCCUCGCUCUGCCUCUCCUCCUCCUCCUCUUCCUCCUGCUUGUUCUCUGCUGUUUUAAUGGUUUUGCCUGAAUGUACAAGCCCUUCCUGAGCAGAGGUUGGCAUGAACACCAUUGGGUGGUUAUAAAUAAAUGUUGGCUUCUCUCCCUGCUCCUCCACCUCUCUCCACAUGAAGCACAGCCGGCUGGUUCUGCAGAAAACAUUCCCUGUUCAGCACCACUCAAGCAGUGAAACCUUCUCCAGCAGCUUAUUAAACAGAAGCCUCGGAAGAUAAUAGUGAGCCAGACUUGGAGAAGGGCUUGGAGAUGAGGAAAUGGGUCCUGUCUGGAAUCCUGGCUAGUGAAGAAACCUACUUAGGUCACCUUGAAGCUCUGUUGCUGCCCAUGAAGCCUCUGAAAGCUGCUGCCACCACCUCACAGCCUGUGCUGACCAGCCAGCAGAUCGAAACCAUCUUCUUCAAAGUGCCUGAGCUCUACGAGAUCCACAAGGACUUCUAUGACGGGCUCUUCCCGCGGGUGCAGCAGUGGAGCCACCAACAGAGGGUGGGGGACCUCUUCCAGAAGCUGGCCAGCCAGCUGGGAGUGUACCGGGCCUUCGUGGAUAACUAUGAGGUUGCCAUGGAGACGGCAGAGAAGUGUUGUCAGGCCAACGCUCAGUUCGCAGAAAUCUCCGAGAAUCUCAAGGCUAGAAGCACCAAGGAUUCAAAAGAGCAGACGACGAAAAACUCCUUAGAAACUCUCCUUUACAAGCCAGUGGACCGAGUCACACGCAGCACCCUUGUGCUCCACGAUCUACUGAAGCACACUCCAUCAAGCCACCCUGACUACCCUCUUCUUCAGGAUGCCCUCCGCAUCUCCCAGAACUUCCUGUCUAGUAUCAAUGAGGAGAUCACGCCCAGGAGACAAUCCAUGACAGUCCAAAAGGGAGAGCACCGUCAGCUCAUGAAGGACAGUUUCAUGGUGGAGCUGGUCGAGGGAGCCCGCAAGCUGCGCCAUGUUUUCCUCUUCACUGAUCUGUUCCUGUGUGCCAAGCUCAAGAAGCAGAUUGGAGGGAAAAGCCAGCAGUAUGACUGCAAAUGGUACAUUCCACUCUCAGACCUCAGCUUUCAAAUGGUGGAUGAUUCAGAGGCAGUGCCGAACAUCUCCCUUGUGCCAGAUGAGGAGCUGGAUGCUAUGAAGAUCAAGAUUUCUCAGCUGAAGAGCGACAUCCAACGGGAAAAAAGGGCUAAUAAGGGCAGCAAGAAUAUGGAGAGGUUGAAAAAGAAGCUUUCGGAGCAGGAAUCCUUGCUUCUACUGAUGUCUCCUAACAUGGCAUUCCGAGUGCAUAACCGCAAUGGCAAGAGUUACACAUUCCUCAUCUCAUCUGAUUACGAACGGGCAGAGUGGCGAGAGAUCAUCCGGGAGCAGCAGAAGAAAUGUUUCAAAAGCUUCUCACUGACUUCAGUGGAGCUCCAGAUGCUGACAAAUUCCUGUGUGAAACUUCAGACUGUGCAUCACAUCCCCCUCACGAUAAACAAAGAAGAUGAUGAGUCCCCUGGUCUCUAUGGGUUCCUGAACGUCAUUGUCCAUUCAGCCAGCGGCUUCAAGCAGAGCUCAAACCUCUACUGCACUUUAGAAGUGGAUUCUUUUGGGUACUUCGUCAACAAGGCAAAAACGAGAGUCUACAGAGACACAGCAGAGCCCAACUGGAAUGAGGAAUUUGAGAUAGAACUGGAGGGUUCACAGACACUGCGAAUCUUGUGCUACGAGAAGUGUUACAACAAAAGCAAGCUUACCAAAGAAGAUGGAGAGACCACCGACCGAAUCAUGGGCAAAGGCCAAAUCCAGCUGGAUCCACAGACAUUGCAAGAUAAAGACUGGCAACGCACUGUCAUAUUGAUGAAUGGAGUUGAAGUGAAGCUGUCUGUGAAGUUCACCAGUAGAGAGUUCAGCUUAAAGAGGAUGCCCUCCCGCAAGCAAACAGGCGUAUUUGGAGUAAAGAUUGCAGUGGUCACCAAGAGAGAGAGAUCAAAGGUGCCUUACAUUGUGCGCCAGUGUGUGGAGGAGAUUGAGCGUCGUGGCAUGGAGGAGGUGGGCAUCUACCGAGUCUCUGGCGUUGCCACCGAUAUCCAGGCUCUGAAAGCUGCUUUUGAUGUCAAUAACAAAGAUGUCUCCGUCAUGAUGAGUGAGAUGGAUGUGAAUGCCAUUGCAGGGACCUUAAAGCUCUACUUCAGAGAACUGCCUGAGCCCCUCUUCACAGAUGAACUCUAUCCCAACUUUGCUGAAGGCAUUGCACUUUCAGAUCCAGUUGCUAAGGAAAGCUGUAUGCUGAACCUACUGCUGUCUCUUCCAGAACCCAACCUUGUCACAUUCCUUUUCCUCCUGGACCAUUUGAAAAGGGUUGCUGAGAAGGAGAACAUCAACAAGAUGUCACUUCACAAUCUGGCAACUGUUUUUGGACCAACGCUGCUCAGGCCAUCGGAAAAAGAUAGCAAAAUCCCUGCUAAUCCAACUCAGCCAAUAGCCAUGACUGAUAGCUGGUCACUAGAAGUCAUGUCCCAGGUCCAAGUUCUCCUCUACUUCUUGCAGCUAGAGACUAUCCCCACUCCUGAUAGCAAGAGACAGAGUAUCCUGUUCUCCACAGAAGUGUAGGAGCCUUAAUCAGUCCGUGUGGAAUUUGCCAUGGGUGUGAACUGCCCCCCUCUGGGAAUGAGAGAAACACAUUACUCCUUCAGACAUUCCUGGUCUGUCCUUGCCUACCAGGAGGAAAUGAGGCCUUCAGUCCCUCUGCUAUCUGUCAGGCAAUGACAGGCUGAAGACUUUUUAAAAAAGAAAAAGAAAGAUUCCUUCCUCUUUUGACCACUAGAACAAGAAAGAACUGGGCCAGGCUGUGCUGUGAGUUUUCAACCAGCAGAGGGUAGCCCUGAGCAGCAAAAACUGUUUCUUGUGGGGUAUGUGAAAGAACAGAUUCCUCUGUGGGUUUUUUUUUAAUGGAAUUAAUUUUAUCUUUGGGAAGCUUCAAGAUUUCUACUUGGACCUCUCGUGAAGAGCAAAAGGAUAUAUCAAAACUGUAGCUUUAAUAGCUGCUGUUUUGGUUUUUAAUGGAAUACUGCAAAGUAUAUGCAUUUAUGAUGCCCUCUACAUGGAAAUUUAAAUAUUGAUUUCAACUAGUCUCUUUUUAAUAAAUUAAUUAAUGAAUUAGAGGCUUCAUAUACAAUCAAACCUCUUGGUUGGUUGUUGUUUUUGUCACAGACUUGCCUCUUUCCUUGGAAAUGGAGAGAAGAAACCACAUUUUCUUGCCUUUUGUCCCUUUUUGGGUAGGGGCUGCAUCAUAUUCCUGUUGCAUCAUAUUAAGGCCAGUGUGGUAAAGGAGACUGGGGGAGGUUGUGAUGAUGGCAAGCAUUUAGAUGACCUUACUUUCUGUGUGAACCAAAAAAAUAAUGGGCAAGGCUAAUGUGAAAGAUUUGCUAAAUUCUUCAGGCAUUCUAAAUAGAAUAGAGGAUCACUUGCAAAAUGGGGAACUUCAUCCCAUUCCCCCAUAUAAAAAAGAAAAGAAAAAACUUUUAUCCAGUUCUCCACCCAGAUGAUGAAGGCUGUGCCUACACAUAAACACCAUAACCUGUUAUCAACAUUUCUUCAGAGAUCUGGGGUACAAAUGCCAAUGGCUGUCUCCCAGCUGCUUGACCUAAACUUUCAUCAGAAUCGCUUUUUCGAUACUUGAAUUUUUAUGUUCUUUCUUGAGACUUUGUAUGUUGCUUAUGGAAAUUGUCUUUUCCACCUCAACCCCUUUUUUGCUGGUAAAUAUAAAUGUUUUGAUAAGAUGUUUGAUAACCUACACAAUGAUGGUUGAUUGAGCAGGGAGCAUUUUAUAUUUUUCAGAAAUCCCAGACAUUCAGCUAAGAUUGAAUGGACUUCAGAGCAGCCGUAUCUAGGCACCAGUGAAUUAUAGCACUGGGAAAGGAUCAGUGCUGGGAACUGGAAACAUGAACUAAUUGUAGAGUCCUCGAAUGGACAGGGAGGUUUUUGCUUUUGCUCUGAUAUUACAUUAUAUUUGGGGAGAUGUUUUCCCACUUGGUCAUCCAGCAUAAUUUUUAGUUAUACCCAUACAUGCCACCAAUUUUACCAAGAAGAUCAGAAACUGCUUGCAGGCAAGAGAGAAGAAGACAGAUCCCCUCCUUCCUUAUUAAAAGUGUGAUAAAGGGCUAAGAUGUUAAACUAAAUUGUUGGCUUGGUUCAGAAGAAGGACUGAAGUAGAGAAUGAGACUCCCACAAAGGUCUGUCAUGUUCCUCAGUUCUGAUAAAUAAAAGUGAUUCUCCUUGUUAAACAAAACUAAAAGGUAGUGGAGAAAUGUGUGUUUUGACAACCUUACUGAUGAUGUUUUUUUUGGUACUGUUCCAUAAUGUCAGCUGCUUUGGGUAUUUAUGAAAUCACACAUUCUGAAAGAGAGGAGAGGUUUUGUCAUUUUCAAUGUGUAUUCCCGCAACUUUCAUGUUCCUAAAAAUUAUUCAUAUGGGAAUCUGAUAUUAAUUAGCUCCUCUUCCUAUCAAGGCUACGAUACUGUCCCUGUUUAGACGUAACAUAUUUCAGCUUAUUAUAUUAUUUUAUUGUUCUCACUUUAUUUUAUACUGUUAUUGUUUUUCUAAUUGUCAUUAUUGUAUUUUAACAAUUUUUGUGUAAGCCACUCACAGAACUUUGGUUACAGAGUGGCAUAGAAAAUACCAUUAAUUAAUAAAUUAAAUUAUUAAGCCAAGAUAUGCACGAGCCUUGCAUUUGUGUGCUUCAUUCUGUCCUUCCUCCCUUCUCUUAAACAACAGAAAUUGCUGCCCAAAAAUGGUGUGAUAGCCAGUAACUUAAAUGGCUUUCAAAAAGCAGAUUAGGCAAAUCUGAUAGAGGAUAAGCCCUUCAGUGGCUAUUAGUUGUGUUGCCUACAUGGUACCUGCAGUGUCAGAGGCACCAGGAAGAGGCUUGUGUGGUGCUUUGUGAGCUUCCCAGAGGAAGCAUGCUGGACUAUAAAUGUAUUUGACCUGAUCCAGCUGCAGGACUCCUGCUAAAUAGUAUGCAGCAAGUGAAAUCGAUCAUUUACAGCUUUCAGAGUUUCAGGCACUGAUUAGAACAUGGUAGCCAUAGUCUCUUGGUUUGGAUGUAACAGGAAACUAUGGUAAAGUAACCCAGUAUGUCUUCAGUCAUGGGACACAGAGAAGAGAGAAAGGGACAGCAUUUGCAUGCACAAAGUUCAUUCGUAUUUUGGCUUAGUAAGCCAAGAUAUGUUACAUCCAAAUGGGGCUGCAGCAUGUUACAAAUGUUAUUCUCUUGACUAAUUUCACUAUAAUCUAAAUUCUACUUCUCCCAUUUCCCUUGCUGUUCAAUCAAGCCUUUAAAAAGAAGUGUGGAUUGCAAAGUAUUUGUGGAGGUGCUAAAUCUAACAUGCUAUUAAAUUUAGUAGUAGUAUUAUUUGAGGUAAAAAAUAAUGGGAUACCGUAUAUUCCGGCGUAUAAGACGACUGGGCGUAUAAGACGGCCCCCAACUUUUCCAGUUAAAAUAUAGAGUUUGGGAUAUACUCACUGUAUAAGAAAUACGACCCGGCGUAUAAGACGACCGCCGACUUUUGAGAAGAUUUUCCUGGGUUUAAAAGUAGUCUAAUACGCAGGGAUAUACAGUAAUUCUGUUAACAGGAAAAGAUAUACUGUCUGAAUUGCAGUUUUCUACCCUGCUUUGUCUCCUCCCAUACAACCAUUUCUCUUUCUGUCCUUCUAAGCCAGCUUUCCUCAUUUGCUGUGCUGGCUGGGGUUGAUGAGAGUUGUAGUCCAAAACAUCUGGAGAGCACUAGGAUGAGGGAGGAUGUUCUAGGCCAGGCAUCCCCAAACUGCGGCCCGCCAGAUGUUUUGGCCUACAACUCCCAUGAUCCCUAGCUAACAGGACCAGUGGUUGGGGAAGAUGGGAAUUGUAGUCCAAAACAUCUGGAGGGCUGAAGUUUGGGGAUGCCUGUUCUAGGCAAUGGUUCUCCCCUAUGGCUUUAUAGGGGAUGGAUGCAUGAGCUAUGGAGCUGGGAAAUGAUUGACCAAGCUACAGUAUUUACGGAAAUCUAAUGUAUCAUCGAAUCAAAUACGCACCUCAAUUUUCAAAACCUUGAAACCAAAAAAGUAUUUGCUAUGUCAGCAGUGUUUUUCAAGCUUGCAAUCAAAUCUAAUGCACCAUCAAGUCUAAUGCACACCCUAAUUUUCGUGAUGUAAUUUGGCAAAAAAAGGUGCACAUUACAUUUGAGUAAAUAUGGUAUCUCAGAUUUCUUCCCACUUAGUAGAAUGGCAGAAUUGAUUAAUCCCGCUCCAUAUUGAUGAUCAAUGUAUUGGACAAAACUCUAUUGUUGAGGGAUUUGGGGGUGGCCAUGCAAGGCUGGGGGUGAAGGAAGACUUCAGAUGUUGGGAUCAUUCCAUGGAUUCAGGAUACAAACGGAUUCUAGGCUAAACUGAGCUUGCCACCUUCAGCUCUCUUCAAAGAUGGAAAAGCGGGAGGAGCAUGGGUCAUCCUGUCCAAAUAUCCCAAAGUAUCUUGUUAGCAAAGGAUCCCCCCUAUGAUACAGUAUCAUAGCAUCCCUGUUUGGUCAAUUUUUGGUACGGCACUAAAAGUUUAUAUGCACACUUUCUCUGGAUUUACACAAGCCUAUUGCUGGGAAGUUUGGGGCCACCCCAAGUAAAAGAGAUAGUCCUUCCUUAACAUUCCAGUCAUACUUGUAUUGCAAGUUCAACUGGUCUCACAAUCACAGUCUUUCAUGUAGUUGUACAGGACUUGUGUUACCUGAAGUACCAGCACAAGGGAGCUGCAGAGAUUGGUGGUGCUUAAAGAGCUAAUCAGAUCCUCUACAAUGACACAUGAAAGACUUAGAGAGGCCUUAAAUGUUUUUCUUGAGAUGUGGGGGCUGGGGGGAGGGUUGCUUUGACCCUGUUCUGAGAACUGUAAUUUCUUAAGGGCUUCGUCUUUUUUUGUCUGAUCAUUUUGAAUUUGCACCACUUCUCAUUCAAAAGGGGCUGCUAUUUUCCUUCGUGCAUCAUUGGUUGUUACUUACCUAUAGCUGUGGCUUACAACUGGAAAAGCAAUACUACAAAGACUACAAAUGUGCCAAUUCACCUUGCCUGACUUACUGAUUUUUAAAAAUUUACAUAAAACUGUAAUUUUAAUAUUGAAUUGAUACUUUAUACUGCAUAGUUGUAAGGAGGAUGCCUUUGCUUUAGAAACCUUGAGAGCUGCUUUGAUGAGCAGGUGAAUUCUUAUAUGGAGGCAUGUAGAUGUGAGAGAUUGGACAAUUAAUUUAGGCAAUUAAUUGAUUUUACUAUUAGUAUUAAUAAUUAUGAAUUAUUAUUAGUAUUACAAACCUAUGCUUUCCUGAAUAAUUGGAAUCCUGAGCAGGGAAACUAGGGCACUUAAUUUAAACUGAUCUGAAAAUUGAGAAAGGGUUGGGGUUGUUGUUGGUUUUUUUUAAAUGAUCUGUUAUGCAUGCAACACACUGUAAAAAUGAUCCAGAUUUUCAAAUGAAGGGGUUCUUAUUUCCCCUGCUUGGAGUUUUCUUAAAACCACCAGGACUGCCUUUCAGUAUACUGGUCUCCACAUCAGCAUGGCCUUGCGCCUCUCUGAGGAUGAAACAUAACUGGGGUGAUGUGGGCGGGUGAUAAGCAAGUCACUACUUCAUAAGAAAGCCCUCAAGACAAGGAUUCCCUCCUUCUAGAGCAGGCAUCCCCAAACUGCGGCCCUCCAGAUGUUUUGGCCUACAACUCCCAUGAUCCCUAGCUAACAGGACUAGUGGUCAGGGAUGAUGGGAAUUGUAGUCCAAAACAUCUGGAGGGCCGAAGUUUGGGGAUGCCUGUUCUAGAGGGUGCCUCUGUCCCACUGCCUGCCUAAGCUGCUACUACUAGCAAGGGCUUCUACUCAGAGCUUAGGGUUGCCCUGCUCCCAAGCUCACAAUUUCCAAACUGAAGUCUCUAUCUGGGUAUCAAGACUAGUGCUUCCUCCACCUCACUCGGGCAGAGGGGACUUAGCUUUCCCCUGGCACCAAUGCAGCACUCGGGCAUCGCAUACUAGGUUGGGGAAGCAGCUUGCUCCUCUGUCAACACCGGCAAAUGCAUGUGUGAUCUUAAUGUCCCCUCGAUGCAUCUCUCACAGGCAAACUACAGAUUACCAGAUUGGUUAGUCUUGGAGGUGGUUGUUCCUCCAAUCUUUUCAGAGAUUUAAAGAAUGGGAGGGGCAGGAGGGGAACAAUACCACUAGAGUGACUAGACCAAACCAAAGAAGUAUGCAGCAUCCUUCUAAAGCUCCCCACCCCAAAGGGGGGAAAGUCCUCUUUUGCAGUAGCUUAAUAACUUUGCAUCAGAUUUGACCAAGAAUUGGUUGAGUGAAUAAAGGGUUGUAUCCAACAUCAGUUAUAUUCAAAGGAAAACCAUCAAAAUUAAUAAACAUUGCUAAUUUAUGUCCAUUAAUUUCAGUGAGUCUGCUCUGAGCAGCACUCAAUUAGAUACAACCCAAGGUGUUUUGUUUGUGAAUGCAAAAAAACCAAUAACUUAUAGCAGGCAUCCCCAAACUGCGGCCCUCCAGAUGUUUUGGCCUACAACUCCCAUGAUCCCUAGCUAACAGGACCAGUGGUCGGGGAAUAUGGGAUUUGUAGUCCAAAACAUCUGGAGGGCCGAAGUUCGGGGAUGCCUGACCUAUAGUUUCAGGUUAGGCUUUCCCUCCACCUGCCUUUAAAAUACAUAUUCUGAGAGGAUUUUCGCUUACUCUGCUCCACUGUGAAUUCUAGAAGCUUGGGCAACUGAUUUCUUUCACAUUCAGGUCCCAACUAUAGCAGGGAGCCCAGCCCUCCAAUGGCGAUCCCAUUCUUCCGGGAUGCAUUUGGUGUAUAGCUUGGAAAUUUCAAAUUAGUUAUAAGUGGGUGGGCAUAUAUUAUAGGUUUUGCAUAUCACUGAUAAACCAAGAUGAUAAUCUUGGCAGAUAAUCUUAUGGAAUCUUUUGAAGAUUAAUUUCUAUGCCUUAAUGUUAUAAAAUAAAACUUUAGAAGGCCUCUUCCCAAUCGCUUCCAAGUAACCCAGGGUAUUUUUAUUCCUCUUCUGUGAUUCCAAGUUCCUUAUGUAGCUUUCUCAAUGAACUGAAUUAUCUACCAUUUCCUGCUUUCACCCUUGUGGAGGUCAGGCUGUGAAAGUGGUGAGUGAGGGGAUUGGCUGCCUAUUCUGCACAUGUGCCCUGCUGAAUGUGCUACAUGGUUUAAUUUCUCACACAAGGGCCACACAGAGCUUGUGUCUGUUUUUUCAGCUCCUAUCCCAAGAGCUUGUCAAGGGGCACAAAGACUAAUGGAAGAUUACUUGUCUAAUCAGACCACUUUCACUUUCUUAGAUAUACAGUAGUGAACAUUCCAAAGCCUGUUAUAGGCAGGGGGGUUCCUGUUUUCUUCUAUAAACCUUCACAGACCAAACAAUUCUGCACUUGUAAGUAGAGAACAGGGAAACUCCUGGCCUCAGCAAAUCUCUGCAUGUGUACUGUCAUGGCUGGAUUGACAUUUAAGUAUACUGCAGUCUAGUGACUUAUGGCUUCUCAGUACACUUCUUAGCAUGUGCCUGUUAACUCUACGAGAGUAAGCAAAUGUAGAGGUUCUUCAUUUCCUUGGCUCUGACCACAAGAGUCUCCCCAGGAAGGUUGCCUUUAGUAUGCUUCAGGUUAUAAAACAAUUGCUAGUGUCAUUUCAGUAGGAAUUGUUUUUCCAUACUUCAUCACUCCUUUUGUAUUAUAAGCGUUAGUGUCAAGGAAGGUAUUCUUCCAGAAAGUUUCUGAAAACUGAUUCAUAAGAGAGAAGAAGUGUACAUAUCCUCUGUCAUCUCUUCAUCACCAUUAUGUUCUGGUCCUCUUUUCACUGACCACCCUGCUAGUAGUCUGUGCAAAUAUUUACCAGUAUUUAAAAGUUAGCUUCUGGGUCUCACUGCUUUGUGGCCUUUAGCAUUAUCAGGAAAGAAUGCAGGGCUUAUGAAGGGGCAGAACCGUAAUUCAGGUAGAAGCUUCCUUAGUUAUCAGUGGUUCCUGCUCUGUUCCAAAAAGCUAAGUAAAUCAGCCAGGUUACUUGUGGUAAGCAAAACCUGCCACAUCCAGAAAAACUCAGGUCACCAGGUGCAGAUUUACUUUCACUUGGUGUCCCUUCAGUUAACACCAAUUUACGUUCUUUAUAUUACAGGGUCAUUGCCAUUCAAUCCUACAUGUAAAAAGACAAAGUACUUGGGAAUGGCAAAAACAUGCCUUCAGCAUCACAUCACAUCUCACCAAUCUGGAGAUUAGGACUAAGGCUGGUGCAGCACUAGCAAUGUAAUGUAAUCUCGACUGUAACAGGGGGUCUUACACAAACUUUUGACUGGAUUUGUUUAUGUGAAUUCAGUUCCUGAGGCAGGAUGACUUACAGGAGAAUUUCUUCAAGUAAUUUCCAGUCAAUAUCCAAGGUUAGCCAUCACUUAGUGUUCAGCCAAUUCUUUGAGAAAGAUCACUCGAGUAGGAUUCCUGAUUCUGAAUGGGAGUUGAAUCUAGAAAUGGCUUUCUGGGUGAAGAUUAUUCACCCAGAUUAAUCUGGAUCUCCAUCGAUCAGGAAUAGUCACAUAAUCUUUCUUGCAGGGAGUGGUAAUGUAGAUGAUCAGCCUUACAUUGAUAAACAAUUAAAAAAUAUUUUAAGAGGGUAAACUUGCUGACAGUUACUCCCCUUUGAUCAUGUCUUGUAUACAUCAGCAUUUUUAUCAGUAGUCAGGAAGAAACUACUCAUCGUUUAUAAAUGUGUACAAAAGUGAAUGCAUAUGUUCUGGUAAUAUGAUGGCAUGUUUUGACCAAGAAGAGAGGUGACAGGCCUCCUGUGAGUAAUUGCUUCCUAUGAUAAAAGGUAAGGAUUCAUGAAGGGAUAUCAUGCAGUAACUGCAUUUAUCACAUGAAUACCGUAGGAACGCUUGCCCUCACUGUGUUAGUCAAAAUAAGCUAUAAUGAAUUUAGAUGAAAUUAUUAGCAAUGGUUGUAAGUUACUGUGUGGGAAGGACAGCAAAUAGGCUAUUUUAUUAUAAACGGGUUUCUGCCUUAAUCUUUCCUUCUGUUAAACUAACAUUCUCACAACUUGAAAAGAUAUUUUGGCAUUAGCUGUUUUGAGCAAGUUGGAAAAAAUGAAGUUGAUUUUGCACUGACAUCCUGCUUCACAGGCCUUGUAUCAUUUUAACCAUGACCCAUCACCCACAUGUAUGAAAUGCUGGCAGUAGAUAUGACUCAGUCCACGUUUGCUAUUCUGGAUCCCAUUAAUUUCAAUGGGAGAGUUAAGCAUCUAUUGAAUUUUCUCCUACUGAAAUGAGGGGAACCAAGAAGUUGCUAAUUUUGGCUGGUGGUUUUCCCAUGACACAUGCCCUGCAAUUAAAAAACAACAACAAUCAGAUAAUACCCAAGGAUUGCCCAAGGGUAAAUGAGUAUGUAAAUAUUAGGUUUGUUUAAAUUUUGGAGUUAUCUUGGAUGAAUGAUCACAAAACCCAGGCCCACAAAAAUGUAUUAACAGCUGGAAAUGCAUCAUUCGGCAUCUUCAAUGUAGAAGUGAUUCUGUUAACUGCUUCUAUGUCCAAAUUAAAUUUAUACAAAGCAGUAGAAAUACAGAAUAAAAAUACUGAGUUAUACAGCUAGAGUAAUCAAGCUGAAAUAAGGUAAAAAUUUAUGAGUUGGACAAUAUGAAAUAUGCAUCCUUUUUGUGGUUUUACUUGGACUUGCCUAUGUAACUUAUGUAACUUCCUUCUCUCUGUUAAUGAUCCAUGUUGAAUUCAGAGGAAAGCAGAUGAAUAAACUAUUUAUUUAAGUAUAAAUGCAAUUAAAUUAUAUAAAUGCUUGCAUUUUCAGCUUAUAGAGAAGGAUUUUUUUGUUGACUGCUAGGUCACAUAUCAGCCAUGAAGCUAAUAUUAUUUGUCAUUGUUUUUAAGACCGCCUUCAUGUUUUAAAAGCAUUUUUGCAUUGGUAUUUUAUACUGCUUCAAUAUUCCUUGCUUCAAUAUUCCAAAGAGUCCAAUUCAGAAAAGAAAAACAGUAAAGUUGAUUCUGAAGAGAGAUGCUGAGCACUUGGAACUGCUGUGGAAUAUAAUUGUUUUUCUAGUGCUUUUGUCUGUCUGGAACAGGUCCAAAAAAACAGCAAAAAGUUAUGGUAAACUUAAAAGGUGUCAUAAAAAAGAAGGAAAUGAAAAGGGACUGAAAAACCUGUAUUUGGGAAACAAGGAGAUCCAAGGCAUUUGUAGUCUUUGUUUGUACACAAUGUUAAAUAAAUUUAUUCCGUAUCUGUUUAAUGGACUCACCUGGUCUUAUUUCUCAGCAGGCUGUAUCUGGAACAGAAUGAAUAUGUGAAGCAUUCCUUGAAGACAGGACAAACUGAGUAUCCUAGCACCAUGGGGACAGAACUUAAUUUGAACCAGGGCUCAACUCCAUCGUUUAGAAAAUGUUUCAGAGCAUCUACAGAAUGUAUUUCCCUUACCUCAGGAGACUGUUCCCCAUGGGGUUGUAACUAAUAAUCAACAGUUACAUACAAAAGCACAAUAAACUCCACAAAACAGUGCAGUAUUGUUGUCUACUACAAAAAACACACAACUGAAAUACUGUAGAAGCCACCCUACAUUCUUUCUAAACUUUUCAAGUUGGUGACAUACUUUUUGGACAUGCAUCAUUUCGCGACACAGUAAUUCAGUUUUGCAUCAUUUCGUGACACAGUAAUUCAUUUUUACUAGCAAACCAGAGGUUAAACUAAACCUUUCAAGCCCCAGGAGGAGCAUGGGGUUCGUUCAUGUGACACACCUACACACUGCAGCCAACACACUAACGUGCCGUGACACACAGUUGGGAAAGCUCUGCUAUAAUUAACUUAUAUGCCAAAAUGACUCCCUCAACUCCCAGACAGUAACCUCUCCCAAAUACAUCCUUAGCAGUCCUCCACAUUCAAGCCUCACUCUCAAAAAUCCCCACCAACCAUCCAGAUAACUAAUUCCCAGCCAACCAGUUAUUAAAGAGCAAAUGCAGGUGCAGGUAUAUUGUCAGUAUGUCAUGCUUUUGCUGCAGGUUUACUAA
Zootoca vivipara (common lizard) is the source of this 15890-nucleotide messenger RNA. Lineage: Eukaryota; Metazoa; Chordata; Lepidosauria; Squamata; Lacertidae. The record is from RefSeq and is a predicted model, not a curated record.